Messenger RNA from Lactuca virosa, 322 nucleotides. NCBI's taxonomy places the organism in Eukaryota, Viridiplantae, Streptophyta, Magnoliopsida, Asterales, Asteraceae. The record is from the annotation of a GenBank genome assembly.
AUGCCACCAAAAAAGAAGUUGAGACAAGAGGAUUUCCUUGGAGCAAACUUUGAAGACUUAUCGGUUGAAAUGACAUAUGGAAUGAGAAGAAAAAGAAAGGAUGCAGAAGAGAAGAAAACAUCAUUCAACCCCAGACCGUAUUUCAAGUUAUUCAUUGAUUGGCUGCUUGACCUUAGUACCCUUGAUCCGGUUUUUGAAGGUGAAAACUUUCAGGUUCUGACAGCUCUAGCAACCUCCUUCCAUGCCCUGCUGCCUCUCAAAGUUCCUGCAUUCAGGUUAUUCUCUUAGAAAAGAAAUUGUGAAAGGAGAAUUUAGUCAUGGG